CCUAUUUGCCGUCGAACGCGCGCGCAUCCACCACACCAAUCGCCCAAUACCACUCCUCGACGGGUCCAUUCGUAUUUCGAACUGUUAAACAAUCUGUCACUUUCGUCACGGCGUUCGCGGGUGCUGUACCGCUGUUAACCGGUCGCGACCACGACGUUUCAGCGUAAUCGCCAUCGUACGUUCGUCGACAUGUUCAACGGUUACUACGGGUCGACGUCGGAGAACAGCGACAGCGACGCGCCGGCGGACGACGUGUCGUCCGCCCGGACGAUGGACCUCAACUACCUGCUGCUGGACGGCGACACCAUCCACAAGCAUUUGGAGGACGUGUGCACGCGCGGCCGCCCGGACACGGUGGACACGAUGCUGCUCAACCACAACGCGAUGCUUUCACUGCCGCUGGUCAUCGGCCGGUUCCAGCACUUGCGCGUGCUCGACAUCAGCAACAACCGGCUGACCAGCGUGCCCGACUAUGUGGCCCGGUUGCCGCUCACCACGCUGGUCGCCAAGAACAACCUGAUCGACGACGACGGAUUCCCGAAAGAGUUCGGCCGGUCCGCGCAUCUGAAAGUGCUCAACAUCAGCGGCAACAGGCUGUCGCACUUUCCCGUGCAACUGCUGUCGGUCACCACCCUCGAGUACCUGUACAUGGGCAGCAACAACCUGGUCGAGAUACCCAAAGAUAUCAACAGGCUUGUCAGGUACAGUCCGUAAUAACGUAACAAUACGUGCCCGGGCACCAUAAUUAUUAUAAUUGCAGUGUUCGCCGUUGGCGACGUUAUUGUGCUAUAAUCUACGGUAUUUACCGACUGGUGCGAUAAGAAUGAUAUUACGCGGCGAGCAGUUGCGCGCGAAUUAUCGUGUCGCGCGUGAAUACGUACGUUUGUAGACGCAUUAUCAUAAUACAAUAUCGCGUCUCGUUUACACAUUAUUGUAUAUUGUAUUUAUAUAAAUAUAAUUGUGUAAUCGGUCACAUGUUUCACGCGUUUCGGACACGUGCGCGUGGGUACACGAACGCACGAUGUGAAUCAUAGGCAAUAGUGUUAUAGUAUCAAGUGUAUCGUUUACCCGUUCCGGUCGAGUGUGUACACUGUAAAGGCACUGACUGAUAACCAUUUCUCCAAAUUAGAGGGGGGUUCACCCUUCCGUUUAAAACUCAGCCGAGACCUCCCAUCCAAAUCAAGUAAAUACCAAGCACGCGUGAUCAAUAUUACGGGACUCAACAGGCUCCCCCGAAAUAUUCGGGCUAUUUAGUAAUUACGUCUGUGACGGUAACUGUACGAUAGCCGCAAUUUGAUGCCGGGCCGUGGACCCCGGCCGAGAUAUUCGCAGAUGUCUCUAAGGUACACUAGUGAUGACAAGUAAACUCGCUAUCGCUAUUGUUACUUUUAGAUUCUGAGCGGAUCGAGAAAUGUUUUACUACGAUGUUAGUUUUUGUACUCUUUUUUUUUUUUUUUUCUUUUUUUUAUUGCCUGUGAACAACUUUUCUACCGGAAAUUUUACUCCGAUGGUAAAGUGUACUGCGUUUUCGAAAGGAAAUUUCACCUGGGCGGUACUUUAAGAAUGUUAUUUUUUGAUUUUCCCAGCGGUUUUCAUAGUAAUCGGGAAAACGGGAAACUUUAAGAAAUGCAUUAUUUUCAAUGUUCUUUUUUAUUGUGAUUCAAGAACCAUUCAACAUUCAACAAUUACCGGGCAACAAUAAAUUGCUCUACGCUACCCGUGGAAUUUUCAGCGCGCAAUAGUAUUUCAAUAUUUACUUAGUGAGUACCUAUUGUAGCGAUACUAUAUGAAUCGUUAAUUAUUAAUAAAGUGGCGUGCUACUCCCGACCGCCGCUGAAAAAUCGGAAGUAUUUCAAAGGAAUCCAUUAAUAAAUGCCCAUUUUUUAGAAGACACUUUCCGAAAUUAUAUAGGUGUCGGAGAUGGGGGAUCUAGACACCCUAGACCUCCAAUUCCCCGUAAAUCCACCGCGGGGGUAAGUCGAACAAAAUAUCAUCAUAAUAAUUGUGUUGGCGUAUUUUUUUUUUUCACAUUUCGGGUGUGAUGAACAACCUGUUGAUUUUAUUGAGACUAUGUUUUUUUUUUACUUUUUUUUUUUUUAUCGAUACCAGUACGCUAUAUUUCGAUUUUUUUACGAAAUGCUUUAAAAGAUGCGGAAUUCAUUUUGGUGGUACUUUAUUUGGAAAAUAUUUCUAGAUUCUCAUAAUUUUUUCUAUACAAUUUAACUAUAUAGUAUACAUACACCGAUAUAUUAUCGGAUUCAUUUUGUUGAUUUCUGGAUUACCUUGGCUACGGGGAAAACAAAAAAUACUAAUACUGCUAAUUCAGAAUUUAUUGCAGCCUUGUAUCCGUAUUAUAAAUACACGUAUAUUUAUAUUGAAUAUUCACGUAUUCAACGUGACGUGUGAAUACGCGUCGUGUAUUUAUCCUAAGUAGAUAUUCGUGAGUUUACGUGAAUUCCGGAUUACACGGUCUCCAGCACGAGAUUUUUAAUAUCGCGUAUACACGUGUAGCAGCCCUAAACAAAGAUUAUUUUGUAUAAUACACAUCCUUCUCAACUACCCACCUAUAAUAGUAACUACUUGUGAUUUUUUAUACUAAAAACAUUAUAAAGGCAGAGGAAGGAUGGUGAACCCUUAAAACCUCCCUUCGCUCGCCACUGAAAAAUGUUUAGAUGUCCCUCAUAUGUUUAUUUUUCUAUAUAGGUACUUACAAGCAAUAUACUAUUUAAGUGCAUUAUUUUAAAUAUUUUAAUUUUUUUAACUCACUAAUCGUCUCUCUAAAUCAUCGGUUUUCAACCUGGGGGCAAUUACCCUCCAAAGGGUAAAACUGGAUUAUUAUUAUUUUUUUUUUUUUGGGAGGGGGUAAAAAUAAGACAAUUUUUUUUUAUUGCAUGAACUGUGUAUUAUUAUUAAUAUUAUAAAUAUUAAAUCAUUUUAGAUUCGGAGCGUAGGUAGGGUUCUAUCGGUUUUACUAACGAUGCGUAAUUUUAUUUUUAUUAUUAUUAUUAUUAUUUUUGAAUUUGUAAACCUUGUUUCGAUGUGUAGAGUGUAGCAUCUUUUCUAAAAAUAAAUUUUCCCUAGUUGAUGCAUUGCGAAGGUCAUUUUUCGAUUUUCUAGGAAUUUUCAAAAUAAUUGGGGAAAACCGGAAAGAAAAUAAUUGGUAAAAUGGGAAAUAUUUACGGCGCAACGGCGUUACCGAUUUGAUUGUUUUUAAUAUUCGGAAACUAUGUUUUCCUAAUUUAUGUAAACUUAUGUUUUCCUGGUAGUUUUACGACGGGAUUUAAAUAAUUGAAUACAUUUUGAAAUCCUCUAGACCGAAAGUAAAUUUAAUUUGUUGAGGCGUUCACUGAUUAUUAUAUUAUUCGCCUAGGGGAACAGGGAAUGUGAUGUAGACCCGGAGACGUGACAGGGGAUACGAAAUCGUGAAACUGCUCUUUUUACAAUAUUAUCAGAAGACUGUGUAUUUCGUUUGGUCACUGUUAUUCGACAUUCUAUUAUUUAAUAAUUAUUACUUACGUACAGUAUGUGGUAUACGCUAUCCGCGUGUACAACCACAAUAGGAAAGUAGCAUUCAAUUUUUGGAUUUUUUGAAAUUUCUAAUUUAAAAAUUGUUAUGUAAAAUAAUAUAAAAAUAUGAUAUUGUUUAUGGCAAAUUACCAAUCUAACGGGGUAUGACACCUAACUCACAUCAAAAAAUAAGCCUAAUAUAGACCUACGCAGAUCACAUAUAUAUAUAUAUAUAUAUAAGAACAUUUAGAAAUCUGGGUACAUAGAUAUCUUUUCAAAAACAAGAAUUAAGAUCUGUUUGAAUUGUUUUUUUUGUUCGUGUGUUAUUUCCUGUUUUGCAGUAUAGGUAAAUAUAUAGAACAGAAAUUUACUUAAUACUAAUAAUUUUUAAUGCAUAUUUUAAUAUAAUAUUAUUGUUUUGGUCCUAGGAAAGAUAUAAGGGCUUAGGUGAAAUUGUUUUUUAUAUUUUUGUCAAAUGUAAUUUUUUUCCCAUUAUUUUUUUAUCUAAAUUGCAUUUGCAUUUUCAAAAUUUAAUUUGCUUGCGAAUUGAAAACUAUACACAAUUGAUUUAGGUCUUUCUUCCCUGGGACCAUACAUAUAAUAAUUGAUAAAAUUAUUGCAAUAAUUCACGAUAAACCCGAACAAACUCUUAUGUCAAAUAAAUAUAUAUUGAGAUGUAAACACUGUACACAUUAUUAUAAUACCUUAAUAAUUUUUAAUAAUAAUUAAUAAUACCUUGUUGUCAUCGUCGGCGUGUAGGUAUUCAACACAGGGACCUAUACAAGGGGGGGCGAUUUAGGGCGAUCGCUUCUCUCUCCUGGGCAUUGUUGAAAAUGUUUUAUGUAUGAGUACUUAUGUAUUUUAUUAUUAUUAAUCAAACAUUUUUAAACAAAUUAAAUUUUUUCUAUGUGCGGAAAUGUUUAUCAAACACUUGUUAAGAGAUUGAUUAGAAAUUAGAGAUAUUGUAGCUUUUAUCAACAUAUAUCUACUGUUGGUUAUAAUAAUUAUAUUGUGAUUGUCUAUACGAUUAUUCUCUAUACUCCGUAACCAUGUUACGUGUUAUUAACUUAUUCUGUUUUCGGGAAAUGAUGAUAUAGAGCCGUGAUAACUAUAUCAUAACAAAAAUUGAUAAGCUUUAAUGAAAAGACGGCCAUGGUAGUGCUCAUACAGCACUGCAGGUCUGCAGAAGUUUUCGGCGUUUGUGUUAGUAGUUUUUAUUAAUAUUCAAUACUGAAAUUCAUAAUACACUUAUACACGAAAUAAUGGCUACAUAUAAUGGCUUAUAAUGGUAUUAGGAUAAAAAGCCCCUGACCAAAAAUCACAUAAGAAAAGACAAGCCCUGACGAAGCAAAAAAAUAUUUAUUUAAUAUUUACCUACUACAAAAACUACAACCAGAUAUUCUUACUAUAACCGAUAUGAAUAAUUGACUACAAAUAAUAUGCUAGAAUAAUUAUUUAAAAACCCCGAGUCCAAAUAUACAAUAUAACAUAUAUUUGCUGACUAUACCUACAGUUUAUUAUUUUAUACUAUUCUGUAUAUGGUUUUUCAAGCAAUAAAUUAGAAAAAUAAGAUACACAUACCCAUAGAUAAAGAAAUUUCCAACAAUAGAAUGCAAUAAGCAAUAAUACACGUAAAACAUGUUUUUGAAUAACUACCUAAUUAUUUUUGAGUUUUUUUAUUUUUUUAAAUGUAUCAUAUUAAUUCACAAUGGGGCUUUUUAUCAAGUUUUCUUUUCAAUACUUAUUAUUAUCCUCAAUUCCUAAUAAUAGUUAUCAAAGUGAAUAGAAAUCAAUUAUUCAAGUUUUAAGCAAGCGAAACGAUCGGAAAAUUUUGAACUGCCGAUCUAUUUAUAAUCUGCAAAACUGCCGUUUAUAGAGACAUAUACUUUUAAAACUAAUAAUUUAUAAGUAUGAUUCAAGUUCGAAUUUCGCCACACCCCCCCUCCCGGAAGAUAAGCUGAAUACACCCCUGAUUCAACACUGUAUGUUAUCAAAACCCGAAGAGUUGAAUAUUAUUUUGACCUUGGCCUUUUAAAGGUCAAAGAACUCAAGUUCUACGGCUGUUGCUGUCUUGCGUAAAAUGUACAUAUAAUAGCUAUGGGCCUACGUAUAAUUAAUUCGGUUGUUAUAGCACAACAACUAUAAUAAUUUACCACUAAUAUAUCACAUUAUAAUCGUUACAAAUUAAAUCGAUGUAAGAACAAAUUAUACAAUUAUUUUAUAAUAAUUAUUAUAAAAUAAAUAAUUAUUGUAUAAUAUGAUAUUAUUUAAUGCUGACUGCAGCCAAUUGAAAACUAUUAUACCUGUGCAUAAUACAUGUAAUCUAAUAUAUACAUAUGUAUAUUAUUUUGUUUAUUCAAUCCUUUUAUUAAUAAAAGACGAACAAUCUACAGCGUUUAUGAUGUCCAGAAAGCUAAUUUUACCGCAAUAUAUUGGGUCAGCUGUAUACUUGGAAUUUUUUCAAAGUGGAUGAGAUAUUGAAUUUCAAAAUUGUGUCACGUGUUGACCGUGUAGAUCAGAGGUUCCCAAAGUCGCCUAUAUAGACCCCCAGAGGUUUAUUCUGACCUGCAAGUAGACAAUUUCAUCGAAAUAAAAAUUGGAGGCGCAUGAGAUAUAAAUAGGGGCAAUAAAUGAAAUCAGGGGAGUCUACGAAAAAUAGAACAAAUUAUCAAGUAGUGUACAGAAAAAAAGUUUGGAAACCUCUAGUGUAGAUUUAAAAAAAAAUCUAUUUUUUUUUUUUAUUCAUAUUUAUUUCGAAAGUAAUUUAUAAUCUGCUUUAAAAUUAAAAUUGAAAUCAAAUAACAUGGCAUUAUUUGUAUAAUAAUAUAAGUUUUUUUUUAACUAACUUAAACUGCUUCGCAUAAAAGCGAUUCUACUAUGAGUUUUAAACAAGAAGUUUUCGUCGAUAUAAUGUUAACUGUAGGUAUCAUUUAGAUAAAAAAAAAAUGCAAUUUAGUAAAUAUAAAUUCUUAUAAAAGUACAUUUCUUUUCUUUAAAAAAAAAGUCAAGAGAAAGGAAGAUAUAUGUCUAUGAUAUACCUCCUAAAUACACCAUUGCUAUUCAAUCAUAUGCUCUGUAAUAUAUUUGGCACCUAUCUAUUCAAAAUGUGCAUAUUUAUGUUUUACUAUAGAUAUUAAAGUGUAAAACAUAUAGAUAUACAAAGGUACACAUAUUAAUAUAAUACCUAGAAUAGUAUUUUUUGCGAAUUUGCUCGAUGAUAAAUGUUUAUUUGUUUUAUAAUAUAUAAUAUACCUUACCUACAGGUCAUCACGAAAUUUGGACAACUGUUAGCUUGUUAGUAAAUUAGCUAUAUAUAUAUACCUAUAUAAGUCAAUACUCAAUAUUUGAAACGCUAACAAAAGAAUUAAACUAGUUCUUCAUGUUCACGUUUGUCGUCCAAUAAAAUGCACGCGUUCAGUGUUGCCAGAAAAACCCCAGAUAUCAAAAAUGAUUAUUAUGCAUCUUAUUUUUUAAAACCGUGUUACAUAAUGAUAAUAAUCCGGAUUUAAUUAAUUAAUUAUUAAAAUAAUGCUGAAUGAUUUAUAUUACUUUAUAUAUAAAACUGAAAUCAAGCAAAAGAGGAAAUCUUUGUUACGGUUUGGCUUCGAAACUUCUUAUCCAAUUGUCAUGCAGUUUUUUUUUUUAAUGAAAGAGGAUAUCACGGAGCAGGUUUUAGGCAUAAAUAAAGUCCGAUAAUGUUAGUCAAUAAUUAGUUAUCUAUACAUAUAAAAUCCAAAUACCACUGACUCACUGAUCGCUGUAUCUCAAACACUACUCAACGUACGGACUUGAAAUUUGGAAUAGAGGUUCUUCUCGUAUUUUCACCGUGCAAUAAGAAAGGAUUUUCAAAAACGUUGCGUUUUAGUGGAGUAAUUAACGAUUAUAAUUAUUCACUGCCAAUACGUAUUGUGCGGCACGGCGGCCCGCGGGUUUCCAGGCUACCUGCAACCUAUCCUUUUUAUUCGUCGUCGUCGUCGUCGUGUAGAUAAGAAUAAUGAUUCCGAGAAUAAAAUUGUUCCGAGAAGUUUAUCGAUAAAAAUAAUCUCAUGCAUCGCGCGUACACCAAUACUCCUAAUUUAUCAGGCUAUUAUGUAUAUUAUCGAUAAUUAUGAAUUCAAGACGGUAAAUGGUAAUACAUGGCGUUAUCUAAUUUGUCACGAAUUUGUUUCCGGGCAACCCCGGGUAAUUCAGCUAGUACUACAUAAACUAUUGGUAUUUCGAAGUUUCAAAACGGAAUUUUCAUUAAACAAAAAUAGAUAAAUUAUAUCACGUUUACAGUCGUCAUUGAACUCAUCAACAGCGUAUAUUUUAUUGUUAUUUCUUUUACAUCCUUUACAGUUCAGAAAACCAUCGCUAAAAUCGUUGCGGUUCUUGUAUUCUCGUUUAGGUAUUCCCCGUCUCAAAACUCGACUGCAUUGUAUACCAAACACCUGUCUUGUUGCCAGUCCGUAUUAUCUUAGUUCGUGAUUGUAUUCCAAUAUUAUUAGGUUUCAUUGAUAAUAUUAUUAUGACUUGUUUUUUUAUCAAAUGGACGUUAAACGAACAAAAAUAAGACGUUCAUGUUCACAUAAAAUUGAAUGCUUUUUAUACGCUGAUAUAAAUACAAUACUAAUAAUUUAUUAGUAUUUUAAAAUGUGUAAUUGUGAAAAAAUGAUUAUAGUGAUUUUCGAUUAAAUUUCCUACACCUCAGCGAUAAGACAGUAAUAAAAUAGAUAAUACAAAUUUAAAAAUUCUAACACGUUAUAGAGUCUUACUGUGCAGUUAUUCGUUAAUUUGUUAGUUGUUUUUCUUUUUUGUAAUUCUUUAUUCUGUUCGAUACAUAUAUAUAAUUCAAAAAAUAAUAUUUUCUAAGUAGGUAUAGAUAUUGAUAUUAAAGUUUACUAUUCGUGUUCAAUUAAAAAUAUCUACUAUAAUAUUCAAGCGAAAUGACAGAAUUAUUGUAAAACGUACUAUAAAAGCUUUUCUUAUGCUCCCCCAUCUCAGUGAAAAUCUUUAGUCUUAAAUCUGUAUUCUUAAAUUUAUACCAUCAAAAUACCAGCAGAAUAAUAAUCAAUAAUUUAACGAUACCAGGAACAUACGAUGAAACUUAAAAAUCAUAAUUAGGGUUCAGAUGUUUAUGCACUUAAAAUAACUAUAAUUUGUAUGCAUUUAUGCACUAAGAAAUUACCAAAUAUGCAAUCAAAAUAUACACUAAAGAUCAUAUAAUAUGCAUUUGUAGUUAAAAAAAAAAAACACCAAAAUAUGCACAGCAAAAUUAAUUUUACUUUUAGUAUUUCAUUUUUAUUAUCAGAUUUUUUAGUAGUUAUUUGUGUUUAUUAUUUUUUUAAUAUUACAUAUUAAUUUACAAUUAAAACGUUACCGUGUGAUACAAUGGUUUUUUUAAUUUGUUCAAAUUGUGUACUUAUUUGUUUUAUACCUAUUUCGCUAUUAAUUUAAAUUUUUAAAAAAAUACAAUUUUUUUUUUAAAGUUCGAAAAUGUACCUACUGAAAUAUACAUUUAUAUUCUUAAAAAUCCUAAAAUAUGCAUUUAAAAUACAAAACUAUCAAAUAUGCAAAAAUAUGUAAAAUAAAAAUAGUAUUAUUUGAUUUUAAUAGAACAUGAAUCAAAUUUGUAUUCAGGUUAGCAUUGAAUUGGAUAAACAGACAAAUAAUAUGCAAUAUCGUAAACAACCGAGCCCUAAUCAUAAUAUUGUUAUUACAAUAAUGUAGACGAAUUUAAUAAAAUUAUAAAACUCCAAAGGACACAUUGUUAUGUACGUUUGAUAAAGAUUACCUUGGAGUUGAAACUUUGUUUCGUGCGAUUUCUCUUUAAUCGGAUUCUCGUGUAUUUAUCUAAUAAUAUAUAUUAUAUAUUAUUAUAUAGUGUAACAGUGGUUUUCAAAUUGAGUGCUGCGAGCAUUCACUAGGUGUGCCGCGGUUUUUCGAAAUUUGUUUUCCUUAAAUUGUGACGGGCCACCGGUUACGAUGAUCCGUUCUUUAAGUAUGAAGUCAUAACUCUUUUAACUAUAAUUCGUUUGAGUAUGAAUCAUCAUUUUUGUUAUUACUUCUAAUUUUUUGUAAAAAAUUAAACAAUAAUAAAAAAAAAAUCACAGUGUGCUGUGAAAAUGUUGUGAAAAACGAAGUGUGUCGUGUUCAAAAAAAGUUCGAAAACCACUGUAGUAUAGAAUAGUUUGUGUAGUUCUUAACGCGGGCGGUAUCACUUCGGUUUCUCAGAGGGGCGGUAGACUUGCAGGAGGUUAUAUAAUUUCAAUAUAGUUAUUAUCGUUAAAUCAUCAUCAUGGUAUUAAAUAUUAUAAUAUUAAUAUUUAAUACGUUUUUGAUAAAUAAUUAUUUAAUAAUAUCAACUAUAUAAUAAUGAAUUAAUAAUUUUUUUUUCUAGGUUGAAGUUUUUGUGUUUGGGCGGAAAUCAUCUAUCUGAAGUGCCCGUGACUUUGGGUAUGUUAGACAAUUUGAAAGCGUUAAAUUUGUGCGAUAAUGUUCUGGAGAGUUUACCACCGGCCAUUGCCAAUCUCAAACAUCUCAAAUCGUUAAUGCUGCACAAAAAUAGACUCCGUACACUUCCUAUAGAAAUCAUAUCAUUGAAGUGCCUCUCAGAGGUAAAUAAAUUUGAAACAAACGUUGUUUCUACCUAUUAAUUUAUGUUAAAAGAAAAAAAAAUAUCCUUUUUGGCCUUCUUUGGCCCAUCAUCUAUUUACGCGGGUCGACGAGCGAUGGUUUAAUCUUCUCCAUUAAUAAACUAUUGAGUGAGUACUCAAACAUUUACGAGGAACAAAUAUUAUAAAACCUUUUAUUAGCAUAUAAGUCAAAAUCGAUAUAAUAAUAUAUAGGUAGGUAAUAAACUAAUAAGUUUUAAUUUUAUUGUUAUUUCACAGUAUAAAUGCUAAAUGCAUCAAAUUAUACAUAUAGAUCCCAUUUUAUUAUUUAAGUAUAUUUUAGAUUGUGAGCGAAUUGAAGGGGUUUUUCCCAGUUUUUGAUCAACUUUUACAUUAGAAAUUUUGCUCCGAUCAGAAACUUCAACAGUGGUUUUGGGUGGACAAUGUUUUCAGUUAUAAUGUUAUUUUUCAUAGCAAUUUGAAAUUUUCGUUUUUUUUUUUUUUUUUUUUUUGUUUUAUUUGGAUAAAAUUGUUUUGGCCCAGUAAAAAUGUUUGAAAGUUUAACAAGUAGUUCAUAAUAUAAGUUGUUAUGGAUACAUACAAAUAUCACAAACACGUGGAUAUACAAUUUUUUUAAAUUGGAAAAACAUGAUUCGUUAUAAUCACCAGCAAUCAUAAAUUUUGUAGUCGAAAAUUAAUAAAAUGUAACGAAAAAAGUAUUGAAAAAUACACCCAUGGUGUAAAGUGGAUACAUGUCUGGUUUAAAAAGAAAUAAUGUACAUAAAAAUCAAUUUGGAAUAGGCUAUGAUGGCAUGUGUGUUUAUUAUUUGUGUUUAAAACUUUGAAACAUAGGCAUAUUAAAAACGCCUCGUGCAAGUAAAUACAGAUAAAUAACAAAUCUAUCGUUUUAUUAUUAUUGUGUUCAUUCUACGACGUAAUCUGAAAUAUUAUACUCUGGUAUUAAUUAAUAACAAGUAAUAAUAGUAUGUAUCAUAAUUGUGUAGAUUGAUGAUUCCUGCAAUACUGUAAAGUGCGCAGUCCUACUCGAGUAUUCUCAGACAAUAAUAUUACCACAUGAACUUUGAAUCGAUUCAUCAUUAUUAACGAACACUAACGCGAUUAUAGAUAUAUUUAUUGCACGUAAAUAGUCUCAACACGCAGCGUAUUGAAAUGUGAUAAUAUUGUUUUGUUUUAAUUAUAUGAUAAUAUUUAUGAUAAUUAUAUGAUAAUUUGCUGGUUUCGUAAUAGCUAUAGCAGCUGUAGCUAAUCAUAUUUGUGACGCACUGACUUCGUGACCCGAUUAGGUCGGUGUAGCUACUGUGUAACGUUCGUGUUGUCAUAGUCAAUAUGUAUUGAUAUUUGAAGGAGUUUUAAACACAAAUAAGAAAAAAGAAACUUAAUAACUAUAUACCUAAUAUGAGUUUUUUAAUUAUAAUAAUAAUAUUAUAACAAAUGUAUUUUUUAUAUAGUUUUAUUUUUAAUAAUCUUAAUUAACUUAUUAUUUAACUUGGUUGUAAUAUUCUAACAAGACUACAAUACUGUUAUCUAUGACUAUUAUACCUUAUAUUUGUAUGUAAGAUGUAUUAUUAUCGGUGUUUUAUCGGUUUGUGUUUUGGCGUGUUUAUCAUUAUAAGGAGACGUCUCGCCAGUGUAGUAAAAUAUAUAUGUAUAUAUUAUUAAGUGUUGAAACAAAGGCGUGGGACUAUAUGGUUAAACAAUUUGUUGAAUUUUGUAUCUACUUAUUGAUUAUAGCACAUUGUAUAUAUUAUAAUAUUUUUUGGCGUACGUAUUUACGUGUUUAAUAAUAUUUCUAGUUAUUAUUAAUCGAGUACACUUGAGUCGUGUAUAGGCAAUUACUUGUUUUGAUUCGUGCAGCUAUCGAAAAUUCGGUUUUAUUUUAUUUUAAGUAAAAUAACUCAGAAAAUGUUCGUUCGAAUUUCGAUUACAAUACGUCAAUGUUUUUAGAAAAAUCAUCUGAUCGAUAAUUUGCAUUAAAACAUGUAGGGGUUCUCAUUUGAAAAACCGAAUUUGGUAUUUUCACAGAAUACUUUUUAAAUGUUGUGAAAAAUAUAAGUAUUCGAAAAUAUUGUUGUUUACUACAAACAAAAAUUCAAAAAAUCAGUAUUUUAAUUUAUACACAAUUUAACCAUAAAUAUGGAAUGAGCAUGCUUAAAAAAUCACUCUGUAUUAUACGAAUAAAUUUCGUUUUCAUUUGUACAAAUUGUUUGCAUAUUAUAAUGUUUACAUGAUGAUAAUAUGUGUGUAUGUUUUUUUUGCAGUUAAGUCUGAGAGACAAUCCGUUGGUCGUUCGAUUCGUAAGCGAUUUGACUCAUAAUCCACCGUCGUUACUUGAACUGUCCGCAAGAUCGGUAAAAAUUAACAACGUAACGUACGGCGAACGCGACUUGCCUUACAAUUUGAUCGAAUACUUGUCGAGCGCGCACCAUUGCGUCAACCCUAAGUGCAAAGGUCAGUUCACGGUUGAAUAAUAAUAUAUACAUAUAUAUUAUAUUGAUUUUGAACAAUUGGAAAUUUACCAUCUCAAAAAAAAAAAAAAAUACCUUUUCGAAUUCCUCACUUUCAAAGUUAAAUUUAAAGACUUCACAAUUUCUUUUGCAGGUGUAUUUUUUGACGAUCGCGUGGAACACAUUAAAUUCGUGGAUUUUUGUGGAAAAUACCGUAUCCCACUGCUUCAGUACCUAUGCUCGUCAAAGUGCAUCGUCAAUCACAGUCACAUACACGGCGACAGCACCGACAGCAAUAUGAUGAGAAAAGUCUUACUUGGGUAAUGAAAGGAACGCAUGGUGUGUACAUAUUUUGUUGCCGAAAGUAUGCGGAUUACCAGCUAUAUUAUAAUGCUGCACAAUAUUUAAAAAGCAAUAAAUUAAUACUAGCAUACCAUUAUUAUAUACAAAAACUGGUAAUAAUAUUUAUUAUACUAUUAUAUCAUACACGGCCGACGUAUAUUGUCAAAAAUACAAAAAAACCGUAUAAAAUAUCGCGAGUUAAUGAAUUACGACCACCUCUAUGGAGUUUUGGGGACGAUAGGCCCUCCACCCUAUCGUCCCCGACCUAUCGGAAUUAUAUUAUUUCUGUUGAAUAUAAUUUGUCUUUAAAUUUUGUUUUUAUAAAAUAUAAAAUUAAAUUGAUAUUAUUUCGAAUACAAUUAUAUGAUUACCUUUACCUAUCCGACAUAAAAGUAAUUAUUUAUUUUUGAUAUUCCAUUAAUUGUAAAAUUAUGUUACCUAUUAUACAAUUUGCAAUCAGAUUAUUGUUUUAACAAUUUCGAUUUAUACUUAGGUUCCUUCAUUAUAAAAUUAUCCCAAAAAUAAAUUGAAUUAUAAUUAUCUAUUCAAUGGUUAGAUUACAGGAAUAGUAAAAUGGAUAUAAUAUGUAUAUGGGCAUGUAUACCUGUAAUCUAAAUAUCCUCUCACGUACUUAUAAACCUACCUUACCAUACCUUAUUUUAUAAGUGCCUAUUUAAAUUAUUAAAUCGUUCGUCUUAUGUCGGAUUUAUUUACAUAACAAUAUAUCAGUGCAUACUAAUUAAAUUAAAAUCAUAUAUAUAUAUAUAUAUAUUGAUAUUAUUAUUUGAAAAUUAAAAGUUAUUGAUAUCUGUGCAGUGACCGACCUAUAGGCACCUGCCUAUACCAACAUUCUUCAACAAGAGAUAGGAAAAUAAAUUUGCAAUAAAUAAUAAUUUUAAUACAAUAAAAACAUAAACACAAAUUUAAUAUUAUGAUGACUUGUGUGACAUUUUGAUAUUUUGAAUUUUCUACUAUAAAUUUAAAGUUGCUUGGGGGAAGGAAAAUUAGGUAAAAUUGUCAAAAUAUGCAUACAAAUAAUAAUCGAGAAUAUACAUUUAAAUCCGUAAUACAUGUACUAAAAAAAAAAUCUAUACUUAAGUAAAAUCUUUAACUAAACUUUAAUUUAGUUCUUUAAUCUUGAUAUUAUGUUGAAAAGAAAAACAAAUAGGUAGGAAUAUUUUUUAAUAUGUUUUUUCUUACGUGAUAAUACAUUAUUGUUUUAUUGUGCCACUAAUAUUUUUUACAUUUAAUGUUCAAUACAACCAAAAUGUUUUUGUAAAGAGAACAACUUAUUUUAAUGUUUGGAAAUGUGCCGUGUAUUUAGAAAAUGUUAAAUAAUUUCCAGAUUUUCAGAUGUUCUGGUAAAAUUGUUUAACAUUUUUAAUAUUACAUUGAAUUUAUAUUUCUUUUUAACAUUUUUCUUUUAAAAUGUUUGAAAUAUUCACAAAAUAAGCAAGUAUAUCUACAUAUACCUAGGUAUAUGUUUGCUAAAAAUUGUCGAAUUAUGCAAAAAGUUAAGAACAAGAGACCGUUUAAUUAAAAUGUACGUAUGGAGUAUGGCAUUAUAUUAUGGUAGUAGUGAAAAAUGGACAUAAAAAAAAUUAUGAAAACAUUUAAGAAGCUUUAGAAAUUUGGUAUUUGAGCAAAUAAAAUGGACAGAAAUGAAGACAAACACAGAAAUGCUAGAAUUAGUAAAAGAGAGAAUAAUUUUGCUAAAAAAUAUAAGAUCAAAAUGAUGGUAUAUGAUAUCACUGAAGCACAAAGAUGUAUUCCAUAGCAUCAUACUAGAAGGUAUAAUCGAAGAGAAAUGUGGAUGCAAAAGGCUAAGAACAUGUUUUAUAGGUCUAAUAGUCAGAGAUGCAAGAGUUGAUUCGUGUAGACAAUAAAUAGAUAACUCAAAUAUAAGGCAUAUGCAAGAGAAUCAUGAAGAGAGCAUUUUAUUUCCUACCAACCUAAAUAAUAAAUUCAUAAUUGAACUGUAGGGAUUAUGGCCUGUAAUUGUAUCUUGGUUCGUCUUGGUUUGCUAUAAAUAUACUUGUAGAAACCUAUUUUAACUUAUCAUCUCUAAUUACCUAUUAUUAUAAAAUAAAAGCCACCUAGUCUGCUUGUAUUAUUUUUAUCAAAAAUUAUUUUAAUAAUUUAUAGUAUAGGAUUUAAUAUAUUAUUUAGUAAUGUAUUUGUUUUACUAAGAUGUAUUGAUUUAUUUAGACCACUGCUCAUAAUAAAGAAAAUAUUAUUUCUAUAAUAUCUGUGAGUUGUAAAUAGUAAUUACUUAUUAGUUAUUACUAAAGUCAUUAAAGGUAGGUACUACAGCUAGUAGGUACUACAUUGUUAAGCCAAUCAGCAGACCUAAUACGAUUUUAAAAUGUAAGAACAAAUAAUAAAACAUAUUAUAACUAAUCGUAACAUUAUUAUAACCUACACCAUUAAAUCUCAAAACUGCUGUGUAGGUCAAACUUACAUUAGGUACCUACCUGCCUACUUGGUAUUACAUGGUAGGUACCUAGCUACUUGUGUAGGUACAUGUAUGUGUUUUUUUGUACACUUCACUGCAUGCGCGAAAAUUAAUUUAUGAAAUGUACCUACCUACUUAUAUAGACACUUAUAUUAUUAUUUCAAUAAAAACAAAAGUUACAUCAUUUUUACAAGAUUAUGUAGUUAGUUUGAUGAAUAAAUAAUAUUAAAAUCGUCAACGCACAAUCAUAUCUCUAAUUAUUUGUAAAUAGACAAUUAUAUAUUAUUAUUUAUCUAUACCACCUGUGAUAUUAAUUUUUAUGAUAGACUUUUUGUUUAAUAUGUGUAGGUGCCUACUUACUUAACAGUUACCUAUCAUAUCAUGUUAUAUCAUGUUUAUCAAAGAUAAAAUUAAAAUGACUAAUAUUGCAGCUAUUUUGAAUCUGGUAGAUUGAAUCAUUAAAUCAUGAAAAGUACUCUACCUACUAGAGACUUUUUCCUGAAAAAGAAUCGUUCUUAUUAUUUGUGUUUAAAGUUAAAAUUUUGACAAAAAAUAAAAAAUAAAUAAUAAUACCUAAUAGGUAAUAGCUAGUCUACAAAUUAAAUUACCCAUGUACCAACACAAUAAUUAUUUAUGUAUAUCUAGUCACAAAGUAAUUUAUCAACAAAUAUUUAACAUAACUUGGCUCAGAAUCAUUUUUUGUUUGUAAUGAAUAAUGAUAACCAAAUCAUUGCAUAGGCACAGUAUAAAAACUAAUUUAUUUUAAAUAAAGUUAAUAAAUAUAUAAAAAUAAAAUUAGUUAAUGAAUCAAUGCGUCGCCUGGAGUAUUAUGAUAAGCGUAUUAUACGACUGGUUUCGAAUUAAAAAUUCAUCAUAAGGUAUAUCAGUCAAAAUGUAAAACGCGACUGAGUAUAAAAGAGAACUGAUAUUGGGGAUGGGAUCGGCCACAGUUAUAAGUGAGAAAUUGGGAAGGUAGGAUAUAUAAGGUUAUUUCAUUUAUAUCUGUAAUCAAGAAUAAACCAUUGCUUGACAAAAGACGAUUCCGAGCGCGGUUCGGUAAUACAUAAUUUGAAGAACUUUUUUUUGCAAUUUUCGUUUAAAUUUAAUUUCAAAACGCUUAUUAAAAAAAAAAAGUCCGAUAAUUUUGGAAAUUUUACCAUGUCUAAUAGUACCGUAAGAAAGUAAGUAAAUAAGGAAACAAAAAAGGUUUCCUGUGAUUUUUCGAUUAAGUCAUUUUUUUUUUGGUAGAAAAUGUCGUCCGUAUUUUUAUAAAAUAAUGAAAUUGUACGUUUUCCUACGUUUUUUCUCACAUAAGUGCUUUUAUUUAAAAAGUGGCGUCGAAAUUCAAAAAAUGACCUCUUGAGUUUUCAGAAAAGUUGCUAUACGUAUAAAUCGGAGUAAGUUUACUAGAAGAAAAAGUGUCCACAGACUAUAUAAAAAGAAAAAAAAACCAAUAGCUCCAUUGUUACUUUAAGAAUCUAAUAUUAAAUGAAGGAAUACAUGGAAAAAAUUAUACAAAUUGGUCG
This is a messenger RNA of Cinara cedri, 16888 nucleotides long. Lineage: Eukaryota; Metazoa; Arthropoda; Insecta; Hemiptera; Aphididae. The record is from the annotation of a GenBank genome assembly.